Ahaetulla prasina is the source of this 3036-nucleotide messenger RNA. RefSeq names its product aryl hydrocarbon receptor nuclear translocator 2 (gene ARNT2). Gene Ontology annotation, biological process: regulation of transcription by RNA polymerase II. Gene Ontology annotation, molecular function: protein dimerization activity; RNA polymerase II cis-regulatory region sequence-specific DNA binding; DNA-binding transcription factor activity, RNA polymerase II-specific. The coding region runs from base 243 to 2393 and encodes 716 amino acids. The record is from RefSeq and is a predicted model, not a curated record. The transcript has 19 exons. Gene Ontology annotation, cellular component: aryl hydrocarbon receptor complex; nucleus; transcription regulator complex. Lineage: Eukaryota; Metazoa; Chordata; Lepidosauria; Squamata; Colubridae.
UUCAUCAGAUCAGACAUCUUGAGCCCGCUGCGCGUUAAGAGCUUAAGACCAGCGUGGCGAGCCCGGCGGCGCCCCUUUGUGUUGGUGCAGGUGGGAAGGCAUUUCCCCCCUCCCCAGACCGCGGGCUUCGUGGCCUGCCCGCCCUCCGUCUUCGGAGCAUCAGUCCCCCACCCACCCCUCAUCCAUCGCUCCCCGCACCCUCCAUCCCAGCUUGCAUUCCUCUUAAUCCUUCCCGAGACAAGAUGGCAACGCCGGCGGCUGUUAAUCCACCCGAAAUGGCAUCGGAUAUACCCGGAUCAGUGACAUUGCCAGUGGCACCCAUGGCUGCCGGUCAAGUGAGAAUGGCAGGAUCUGUGCCUGCCAGGGGGGGAAAGAGGCGUUCUGGAAUGGAUUUUGAUGAUGAAGAUGGUGAAGGACCCAGCAAAUUUUCAAGGGAGAACCAUAGUGAGAUCGAGAGACGCAGGAGGAACAAGAUGACCCAGUACAUCACCGAGCUCUCUGACAUGGUGCCCACCUGCAGCGCCUUGGCGCGCAAACCCGACAAGCUGACCAUCCUACGCAUGGCAGUGUCUCACAUGAAGUCCAUGAGGGGCACUGGGAACAAAUCUACCGAUGGAGCAUAUAAGCCUUCUUUCCUAACCGAGCAGGAAUUGAAGCACCUGAUCCUUGAAGCGGCUGAUGGUUUUCUCUUCGUGGUGGCUGCUGAAACAGGCCGGGUGAUCUACGUCUCGGAUUCGGUUACGCCAGUCCUGAACCAGCCCCAGUCGGAGUGGUUCGGCAGCACCCUCUACGAGCAGGUUCACCCGGAUGACGUUGAAAAGCUGAGGGAGCAGCUGUGUACCUCUGAAAACUCCAUGACGGGGAGGAUUUUGGAUUUGAAAACUGGCACAGUAAAGAAGGAAGGUCAACAGUCUUCAAUGAGAAUGUGCAUGGGAUCCAGGCGUUCCUUCAUAUGCAGAAUGAGAUGUGGAAAUGCUCCAUUGGACCAUUUACCUUUGAACAGGAUAACAACCAUGAGGAAAAGAUACAGAAACGGUCUGGGCCCAGUGAAGGAAGGAGAGGCACAAUAUGCUGUGGUCCACUGUACCGGGUAUAUCAAAGCAUGGCCCCCAGCAGGAAUGACCAUACCGGAAGAAGAUGCUGAAGUUGGACAAGGCAGCAAAUAUUGCCUGGUGGCAAUAGGAAGACUUCAGGUGACCAGUUCGCCGGUGUGCAUGGAUAUGAACGGAAUGUCGGUCCCCACAGAAUUCUUAUCCAGGCACAGCUCAGAUGGAAUAAUUACCUUUGUGGAUCCAAGAUGCAUCAGUGUUAUUGGCUAUCAGCCACAGGAUCUGUUGGGGAAAGAUAUUUUAGAAUUCUGCCAUCCAGAAGAUCAAAGCCAUUUAAGAGAAAGUUUCCAGCAGGUGGUGAAGCUGAAAGGCCAGGUGCUGUCUGUGAUGUAUCGCUUUCGUACCAAGAACCGGGAAUGGAUGUUAAUCAGGACUAGCAGCUUUACAUUUCAGAACCCGUAUUCGGAUGAGAUUGAGUAUAUCAUCUGCACCAACACGAAUGUCAAGCAGCUUCAGCAGCAACAAGCUGAGUUGGAAGUACACCAGAGAGAUGGACUUUCCUCCUAUGACUUAACUCAGGUGCCAGUUCCAAGUAUACAGUCUAAUGUUCACGAGGGGGGAAAAGCAGUGGAAAAGCCGGACACAAUCUUCACCCAGGAAAGAGAUCCAAGAUUUGCAGAAAUGUUUGCUGGCAUAACUGCUUCAGAUAAAAAGAUGAUGCCUUCAGCUUCCACCACAGGAAACCAGCAGAUCUACUCUCAAGGGAGCCCUUUUCAACCAGGACAUUCUGGGAAAUCUUUCAGCUCAUCUGUGGUCCACGUGCCAGGUGUCAACGACAUCCAGUCCUCUUCAUCAACAGGACAGAACCUGUCACAGAUUUCUCGGCAGUUAAAUCAAAGCCAAGUUGCCUGGACAGGAAGUCGCCCUCCAUUCUCCGGACAGCAAAUUCCUUCGCAAGCCAGCAAGGCACAAUCGUCGCCCUUUGCCAUUGGAUCCAGCCAUACUUACCCUGCUGAUCCAGCUUCCUUCAGCCCCCUUUCCAGUCCGGCUACGUCUUCUCCAAGUGGAAACGCCUAUUCCAGCCUAGCUAACAGGACGACGGGCUUCGCUGAGAGCAGCCAAAGUAGUGGACAGUUUCAAGGACGGCCUUCAGAGGUCUGGUCCCAGUGGCAAAGCCAGCACCAUAACCAGCAAAACAGUGAGCAGCAUCCUCACCAGCAAACUAGCCAGACAGAAGUGUUCCAGGAUAUGCUACCUAUUCCAGGGGAUCCAACACAAGGGACUGGCAAUUACAACAUAGAAGACUUUGCUGAUUUGGGCAUGUUUCCACCGUUUUCUGAGUAAAUUUAUCUUGCCAGAUAACCUGCUCUGGCACAGGGUUGGGGGGAAAAAAAACCUACCAAUGUAGCCUGGGCUCUGGUUUUUGUUUGUUCAUUUGUUUGUUGGUGUUAAUAUUAUCAUAGAAGCUCCCAUACAAGGAGCCUCCGUUCUUUCCUUUGAGAUAACUUGCUCCCCUCCCCCAAUGUUAACCAUGCAAGUUCUAAUAAUUCACCUCGUAUUAGACAGGACUCGCACAAGGGUUCCAUUUGUACAGGCAGUCCUCGACUUACGACCACAACGGAGCUCAACAUUUCUGCUGUUAAGCGGGUCAUUUUGCUAAGGGAACUUUGCCCCAUUUUACGACAUUCCUUGCGGCAGUUGUUAAGUGAAUCGCUGCAGCUGAGACGUCCGUAACACGGUUGUUAAGUGAAUCUGGCUUGUCAGAGGUUUGCAAAAGGGGAUCACAUGACCCCGGGAUGCUGCAAUGGUCAUAAGUCUGAACCGGUUAAACAAGCAUCUGAAUUUUGAUCGUGUGAUCAUAGGGAUGUUGCAAUGGUUUGUAACUGUGAAAAGUGGUCGUAAGUCUCUUUGUUCAAUGCCGUUGUGACUUUAUACGAUCACUAAAUGAACUGUUGUAAGUAGGGGACUAUCUGUAUUUCAUUUCCAU